Messenger RNA from Ectocarpus siliculosus, 1332 nucleotides. The record is from the annotation of a GenBank genome assembly. NCBI's taxonomy places the organism in Eukaryota, Phaeophyceae, Ectocarpales, Ectocarpaceae.
AUGAUUACGCCCACAAAGCUCUUCGAAAGCAUCACAACAUGCUCCCUCGCGCUCCGGCAUGGCGGUCAACAUGGUGAAGACCACGAGUCGUCGUACAGGCGCGUGAUGGGCUCUCUACCCCACACGAAGCUAGCGAAAGCGGCCAAGUCUUUCAUUCGGGCCGGGUUCCCUGCCGUUGGCGGCAAAGCUUCCGAUCGCAAGGUCGAGAUCGCCAUGUGUGUCGCGACAUCGAUCGCCCAGGGCCGGGACGGGGAAGACAGGUUGGUCAAAUCCAUCUGCGAUCGCUUCCGCGGCAUGGAGGACUUCGAUCGUCGCGUGAUGAAGAAGAUCUUCUCCUUGUCGGUGUGCAGCGACAGCGUCCUGGCCCUUCUCGACGAGGUCAUGGUAUUGAAAACGAAGAAAGGUGACGUCGAGCGCGAGCUGCGGGUGGAAUUCGUCCUCAUGUUUUUCGACAUCCUUGCAAACAUGGUGAAACGCGGGGAGUCUUCGAGCGACCUGGGGUACGUCGUAGCAGGCGCCACCGCCGAGGACAUGAGCAACGCUCGGGCAACCUUGGAGAAGCACGCUGCCCUGCUCGCCGACAAGUAUGGCGCGUGCUUUCGUCUGAAGGCGUUCAAGAUACCGCGGCCGAGAUUGACGAUAGGUUGCAAGCACGUCGACUUCGACGUGGCCACUAUCGACACCCUGAGCGCUAGCCUGGUCGUCGACGCGAAGACGAGGUCCAGGUCCAAGGGCGAGUUCUUGGACGUAGUGUUUGCCAUCAUUGCGCAGUCGCACAAGACACCGCAAUGUGUCUACGCGGGGAUGAAGACCGAUGCCGCCAAGACGUUCUUCCUGGAGAGCAUCCUGGGCAGGGGGGCUGCCGAUGACGUGAUGAGCGCCGUGUGCAACACACCUCAGGAAAUAUAUCUCUGCGGGAGGGUGGGUGCUCUGAAGAGACAGCUCGGCAGAGCCAACGAAGAAAGGGAGCGCGUCAAUGCAGCCAGGGAGAUGUGUGAAGCCCAGAAGCAGCAGCUCUUCGCGGCCAACGCGAAGAUUUUGCGUCUGGAGGACCGGGUAAAGUCCGAGGCCGAGGAAGUCGAGACGUGGAAAAAGAUUUCCCACACCCCGAAGGAAGUGCGUCUGAACGGCGAGGUCGCUGCGUUGAAGAGAAAGUGGGACGAGUGCCGAUGCGAUGUGGACGCGCUGACGACGAAAGCGGCCGAGCAGAAGGAUCACCUCGAUCGCGUGAUUGCACUGAACAAUAGCUUGGAGAAGAAGGCCUGCGACAUGGAGCGGCGGGCGAAACGGGCCUCCAUCGCGCUGUGUGCUCGGUCACUAAUAUCAACUUAA